This is a messenger RNA of Punica granatum (pomegranate), 603 nucleotides long. Lineage: Eukaryota; Viridiplantae; Streptophyta; Magnoliopsida; Myrtales; Lythraceae. The record is from RefSeq and is a predicted model, not a curated record.
UCUGGAUUUCUUUGAGUUUGUAUGCUUAUCCUCGGGAUUUCUUCGAUAACCUGCAAACUGUGUUCCGAUACUCGUAAGUAGUACUGUGCACCGCACACGAUCACGAAAUGGCUCAUCGGCAGGAGAUCAUCAUAGAGCUGUACUCAGUGCACUGCGAUAAAUGCAGGUCCAAAGCUAUGCAGAUCGCAGCCACAGCCGAUGGUUCGGUAAAUUCGGUGAAGAUACAAGGAAUGGACAGGGACCAACUGGCGGUGGUUGGGGUAGGGAUCGAUUCGACAAGUCUGACCCAAUCCCUGAGAAAAAAGUUCCGGCAUGCUAAUAUACUGAGCGUUCGGCCAAUCACAUCGUCACCAGGAAGAAGCAGCUGGAGCAGUCAAUAUGAAUCAUAUGAUCAUUACAACACGUUCCCUUCAAUGGGCUAUCAACAACACCAUCAAUGCCCGGCUCCUUCGUAUUAUAGUAGCUGCCCUCGCGUGUACACAGAGGCUUAUGAUUCGAGCGCAAGUAACUGUAUUGUCAUGUGAGAAAGAUCUGUUGUCUCAAUGUAAAUUUGUAUGUGAAAUGUUUUUGUGUGAAUGUAAUUUGUGGUUUGUUUAUAGUUUA